AUGUCGACGGCAUCAGCGGCAGCAACGUCUGCGUCAACAUUGACAAAUACGGCAGCGGCGUCAUCAUCGUCUUCAGGAAACGCAGAUCUCGUUGCCACGACCUUCAAACGUCUUCAUCCCAUCUCGUAUCUUUCGCGUUUCCUCGACGCUUCCAUUCGCGAGGAUGGCCGUGCCCUCACCGCCUUCCGCGAUGCCAGUCUCACCGUCGGCUCAAUUUCGACAGCAGACGGUUCUUCGUUUGUCCGUAUCGGCAACACGUCGUGCAUCGCAGCCAUCAAGGCAGAAGUCGCAGCGCCUCAGCUCUCUCGUUCACGCGAAGGCUAUCUCAUCCCCAACGUCGAGCUGCCUGCCGUCUCAUCGUCCAAAUUUAAACCAGGCGCACCUGGUGAAGAGGCGCAGGUGCUGACCAGCAGACUCCUGGCGCUGCUCAACAGCUCCAACGUGCUCGACAGGGAGCAGCUCUGCAUUCAGGAAGCAAAGGCAGUUUGGUGCCUCUACCUUGAUAUCAGCUUCGUCUGCUUUGAUGGUAACGCCAUGGAUGCCGCCGUGCUCGCUGCUGUUGCAGCACUUUCAAAUACGAACCUCGCCAAAGCCACUUACGACCCGGAUACUGAACAGGUGCGCUGCUCUUCGAGCCGCACCGCUUUGCAUCUCGAAGACGUCCCUCUCGCCUCGUCCUUCUCCAUCUUUGAGGACCAGCAUCUGCUCAGCGACCCCACCGCAUUUGAGUCGGCCCUCUCCUCUUCCCACCUCACCAUCGCUAUCUCGCUUAACCCGGCAUCUGUUCCCAAACAAUCCUCAAAGACAAAGCCGACCGUUACCUUCCUCCAUCAAUCAGGUCGUUUGUCCACCACCAGUGCAGACCAGUCCAGCACUGCGAGCGAUCAGCAAAAUCUCCAGGCCUGCAUAGACAGAGCAACCUCGCGAGCAAGACAGUUGGCCUCUCUCUUGCGCGACGCUCAAUCCCAACAAUCUUAG
Molecule: messenger RNA, 978 nt
Organism: Sporisorium graminicola
Lineage: Eukaryota; Fungi; Basidiomycota; Ustilaginomycetes; Ustilaginales; Ustilaginaceae
Exons: 1
Coding region: 1-978 (325 amino acids)
Biological process (GO): nuclear mRNA surveillance; nuclear polyadenylation-dependent mRNA catabolic process; U4 snRNA 3'-end processing
Cellular component (GO): nuclear exosome (RNase complex); cytoplasmic exosome (RNase complex)
Source: RefSeq, a predicted model, not a curated record